CGCUCAUCCUCCAGUCCAGGCUUAUCUUUGAAGUUUCUUCCUUAUGUGUAGACUGUAGACCUUGGUAUCUUGACACGUACGUGUACGUCCAAACUACACGAUCAACGAAUCGUCCUCCGUCACUUACCAGGACGAUAUACUUGGACCGAUUCUUCCACCUUUCAUAUGAGUUCUUAGCAUGCAUGUUAACCUCAGCAAAACACUCGAUGCUAGAGCCAUGGGGCAGACCGAUCGCAAGCCAAUAAUCAUGCGCCACAUUCCAUGGCUUCUCUUCUUGACACUCCAUCGCCUUCGCCUGGCGGCGACGGCGGCGGUUGACCAAUUUACCUUCGACGGCUUCGCCGGCAAGAACGUCACGCUCGACGGCACGGCCGCAGUCACCCCGAACGGCCUCCUCAUGCUGACCAACGGCACGACGCUGCUCAAGGGCCACGCCUUCUACCCUUCCCCUCUGCGGUUCGGCCGCCACGACGACGCGUCGAGCGGCGGCGGCGCCGUGCGGUCCUUCUCGGCGGCCUACGUGUUCGGCAUCGUCAGCGAGUACGCCGACCUCAGCAGCCCCGGGCUGGCCUUCGUCGUGGCCAAGAGCACCGACUUCUCGACGGCGCUGCAGAGCCAGUACAUGGGCCUGGCCAACGCGCUCAACAACGGCAACGCCACCAACCACUUCCUGGCCGUCGAGCUGGACACCAUCGUCAACGCCGAGUUCGGGGACAUGAGCAACAACCACGUCGGCGUCAACGUGAACGGCCUCGUGUCCGUGGUCGCCGACAACGCGGGCUACUACGAGGACGGCACCGGCGCGUUCCGGAACAUGAGCCUGCUGAACCGCACGGCGGCGCAGGUGUGGGUGGACUUCGACGCGCGCACCUCGCUGGUCAACGUCACCAUGGCUCCCCUCGAGCUGCCCAAGCCCAGGAAACCGCUGCUCUCCACCGCAGUGAACCUCUCGGCGAUCAUCGAGGGGCCAGAAGCCUACGUUGGCUUCUCGUCGUCCACCGGCGUCGUCGCCAGCCGCCACUAUGUGCUAGCAUGGAGCUUCAGGAUGGACGGGCCAGCUCCGCCGCUGAACUUAUCGAAGCUGCCAGCCUUGCCGGUGACGAUCCCCAAACCUGAUCCGUGGAAGAUACUCAAGAUAGUGUUACCGAUAGCAUCAGCGGCAUUCGUGUCGGCACUGGCUGUCGUCGUCCUUCUGAUCCGCCGGCGUCGGCACAAGUACGCGGAGCUUAGAGAGGAAUGGGAGGUCAUGUUUGGGCCACACCGAUUCUCGUACAAGGAUCUGUUCCAUGCCACCAAAGGUUUCUGUGACGAACACCUGCUUGGCAUCGGCGGAUUCGGGAGGGUCUACAGGGGAGUGCUACCCGUGUCCAGGACAGAGGUUGCAGUGAAGAAGGUGUCACACGAGUCUAGGCAGGGAAUGAAGGAGUUCGUCGCGGAGGUGGUCACCAUUGGCCAACUCCGGCACCGGAACCUUGUCCAGCUGCUUGGCUACUGCCGGCGCAAGGGUGAGCUGCUGCUAGUCUACGACUACAUGCCAAGCGGUAGCCUCGACAAGUUCUUGCACAGUGAAAACAGUCUUGUUUUGAGCUGGAACCAGAGGCUACGAAUCAUCACAGGCGUCGCAUCCAGCAUUCUAUACCUCCAUGAGGAUUGGGAGCAAGUCGUCUUGCACCGAGACAUCAAGGCCAGCAACGUGCUCCUCGACGCCGAGAUGAACGCAAGGCUUGGCGACUUUGGCCUGGCGAGACUGUAUGACCAUGGCACCGACCCACACACCACGCACGUGGUUGGAACGAUGGGGUACCUCGCCCCGGAGAUUGGGCACACCGGCAGGGCAUCCAAGGCGUCCGACGUGUUCGCCUUCGGCGUGUUCGUGCUAGAGGUCAGCUGCGGCCGGCGGCCAGUCGCGCAAGAUGAGCACGGCGACCACCGCCUGCUGCUGGACUGGGUGCUCCAGCACUGGCGACACGGGACGAUCACCGACGCCGUUGACCCUCGCCUCCACGGUGACUUCGCUGUCGAAGAGGCGAACCGGGUGCUGAAGCUGAGCUUGCUGUGCUCGCACCCGUUGCCCGGUGCGCGCCCUGGCAUUCGGCAGAUCGUGCAGUUCUUGGAUGGCAGUAUGCCGCUCCCGGAGCUGUCGGAAACUCACUUAUUAAGCUUCGACUUGCAGGCUCUGAUGCAAAACCAGGCGUUGAAGUCGCACUCUUCGUCAUCUGCCGUAGCUGGCAAUAUCUCUGACAUCCCUGCACCAAGAUGAUCAAACUGCAUAGGAAUCUUGAUUUCGUCAAGGGAAGAUCUCUUUUCUUAUUUGGGGCUAUUCAACUGCGAGGUUGAUCUUGUGGAUUUUCUUGCUCUAUAUGAGAUGUAAGAUUGACGAUUUGACGUCUCUGGAUUCAAAUUGACUGCGAACACGGAAUGGAUGGAUUGGCGACUGCAAGACGUGUGCAAGAUCUGAUCCUGUUGCGAACUUACAGGCCAUUCGCUACAUGUUAAAAGCCCUUUGAAAUAUGGGACUUGUUUGAUUGGGACAUAAUAUAAUGACACUGCCUAUCAUUGUUUUGUAA
Molecule: messenger RNA, 2567 nt
Organism: Sorghum bicolor (sorghum)
Lineage: Eukaryota; Viridiplantae; Streptophyta; Magnoliopsida; Poales; Poaceae
Product: L-type lectin-domain containing receptor kinase IV.1
Exons: 1
Coding region: 179-2260 (693 amino acids)
Biological process (GO): protein phosphorylation
Cellular component (GO): plasma membrane
Molecular function (GO): carbohydrate binding; ATP binding; protein kinase activity
Source: RefSeq, a predicted model, not a curated record